Molecule: messenger RNA, 659 nt
Organism: Aspergillus vadensis CBS 113365
Lineage: Eukaryota; Fungi; Ascomycota; Eurotiomycetes; Eurotiales; Aspergillaceae
Product: S-(hydroxymethyl)glutathione synthase
Exons: 1
Coding region: 84-659 (191 amino acids)
Biological process (GO): formaldehyde catabolic process
Molecular function (GO): zinc ion binding; S-(hydroxymethyl)glutathione synthase activity
Source: RefSeq, a predicted model, not a curated record
AGUCAUUGGCAUCCCGAUCCUCUACCUGUUAAUUCAUCCUUCUUCCAUACGGUCGCAUAUCCUUCAGAACCCAUCCGUCCAACAUGUCUCCCUCACUCCACCCUCUCCUCGACAACGGCAUCACCAAGGGAGACCCCAACUUCCCCGGGGGUAACCUCUAUUGCAAAUGCUCCUCCGACAAGGUCGUUGUUAAGCUGGCCAGCAACGUCGCUCACAACCACGCCUGCGGCUGCUCCAAGUGCUGGAAGCCCGCCGGAUCGCUGUUCUCCAUCGUCGGAGUUGUUCCCCGCGACGCCGUCUCCGUUACCGAACACGCAGAGAAGCUGUCCAUCGUUGACGCGUCCGCCGCCAUUCAGAGAUAUGCCUGCAAGGGCUGCGGGGUGCACAUGUUCGGUCGCAUCGAGAAGGACCACCCCUUCAAGGGUCUGGACUUUGUGCACGCCGAACUGUCCGACCAGAAGGGCUGGCAAGAGCCUCAGUUCGCUGGAUUCGUCUCCUCCAUCAUUGAGCAGGGCUUCCAUCCCCAGGGCAUGGAGGAGGUGCGCUCCAAGUUCCACUCCCUCGGUCUUGAGACAUAUGAUGCCCUGUCACCGGCACUGAUGGAUCUGAUUGCCACGUUCACGGCUCAACGAGCGGGAGUGUUGUCUGCAAAUCUCUAA